Porites evermanni is the source of this 525-nucleotide messenger RNA. The record is from the annotation of a GenBank genome assembly. Lineage: Eukaryota; Metazoa; Cnidaria; Anthozoa; Scleractinia; Poritidae.
AAUGACGACGACUAUCGAUUGGUCAUUGGUGCGUUCGUCCUUUGCCAUUUCACACAACUCAUAUACGUGGUUCUGUCGACCAAACUGGGGACCAGUCAAAUACCAGAGGAACUCCGCACGUCGAUGAUUCUGUUAACAGCGAUACACAGCAUUCUCAAUCCGAUCAUUUACGUAUUCAGAUCAAACGAGUUCAAGCGCGCAUUCAAGAUGUUCUUCACCACAUCUGCUGCUUUAGCACAGUUUGCAAAUACAAAUAACGCUACUGCAAGGUCUUGUAUGUCGCCUCUGGAAUUAUCAGCACGUGACCCACGAAAUAAUCGCCUGCCUUCGUUCCUUGUGCCGAGCCUAGCUGAGAAUGUGACAGUUAUUGCACAGGAUAAACAAGAUCCGAUGGUCUCGUUCCUACAUCUGCAGGAAGCAGAGCAUCAGGAACAACUUGUUCAAGACUCGAAGACUGUUUCCCACAAGUAUCAAGUAGUGUCAACAUGUGAUCAGUCAAGAGGUAUGCAUACAGAUGUGACGACU